GACAUCAGCACUCGGCUUAAAUACCCGCAGCUGCGAGCAGUGUCAACAUAAGCAGGCACACCUUCAUAUGGGGGCAUCUGGAGCCAAACAAUGCUUGAAACUGAACAUAGCCUUUCUCUCUGUCAUGAAUUUUACGUUCUUCUGAGAAGAGAAUAUUUCAGAUUGACAUGUUGCAGCAGGGUGUCUUAUUUUUCAGAGAAAGAUUUCUAAAUAUCACAGAGAUUUCUUACACUAUAACGUUUAUGCAUUGUUUGAUUUAAUAAUGACAAACGACAGUCUUGCGUUUGGUGAACUGGAAGUGAAUGUUUCUGAGCUGCUGCCUCUCAUCGCUCUUAGCCAGAACCACAGCACGUUUCCUGCGCUCCGGCUUGAGUUCAAGUCUCUGGUCACCUCAGCCACCAUGUUCGCAGUGGGAGUCCUGGGGAACCUCAUCGCUAUAGUUGUUCUGUGUAUCUCCAAAAAGGAACAAAAGGAAACCACGUUCUACACUCUGGUGUGCGGGAUGGCCAUCACAGAUCUUUUGGGGACUUGCUUCACCAGCCCGGUAGUGAUCGCCACAUAUGUGGCCAACCGCUGGCCGGGUGGAACGCUGCUGUGCCACUUCUUCUCCUUCUCAAUGUUGUUUUUCGGCUCAGCAGGGAUGUCCAUACUGUGCGCCAUGGCCGUGGAGCGAUACAUGGCCAUAAACCAUGCGUAUUUCUACUCCCAGCACAUUGACAGGACUAUGGCGCGCUUUGCGCUCGUGGUCACAUACCUGGCAAACAUUGUGCUGUGCAUAAUGCCCAGUUUUGGAUUCGGCCAGCACGUAAGGCACUUCCCAGGGACUUGGUGCUUUCUAGACUGGAGGGCAAUGGAUCCACUCGGUGCCUGCUACUCCUUCCUGUAUGGUGGCGUGAUGCUGCUGCUGAUCCUAGUGACAGUUUUGUGUAACUUGGCGGUGUGUAGGUCGUUGGUGGGGAUGAACCAGAGGACAGGGAUAGUCAGGACGGAGUUGUGUGAGCAGGGAGGAUCACGGCGCCGCUUCCCCCGGCUGCCCUCAGUCACCUCUGCGGCGGAGAUCCAAAUGUUCUGGCUCAUGAUCCUCAUGACCAUCGUUUUCCUGGUCUGCUCCAUCCCUUUAGUGGUGCGUAUCUUUGUGAACCAGCUUUACGACCCUGCUCUAAUUUCCGCUGGAGGAAAGCCAGACUACCGGAGCGACAUGAUGGCAAUCCGUUUCGCCUCUUUUAACCCAAUAUUGGACCCCUGGGUUUAUAUUUUGUGUAGAAAGAACCUGUUGCUGAAGGGCUGUGAGAAACUGAAGAGGACAGUACUCCUGGUAAAAGGAGGCCGAGGGGAUAACAUUGGCUGGGAAGGAGAUCAACAAUCCCCCCCGUCUUUACACAGCAACGACACUAGUUACGCGUCAUUACGCACAGCCAGCUACAAGAAUGACGUGGAUCACCGCGUGUCCAUCAAGCAUCAGACUUUCACAGAUUUCGCAAUGAGGCAAGCGUGGGAAUACGACACAGCCAGGGCCAACUUUCACCCGUUCAGCGUGGAGUCGACAGCGAUCCUGGGCUGUGAAGAGGAUGUAGCAGCCGAGUCCAAACAGGAGGUGGCGGCCAAGUCGUCUCCUGGGCGCAGUGCAACACCGCACAUCUCGGCUCACGUCAGAAAAGUGGACAUCGUCACCUGCACAUUCAGCACACCGAGCUCGUGCCAGUCAGUAAAAUGCCUUUGAUAGACCUGAUUUGUCUGCCAACACCACGUGGUAAAUGGCUCAGUGUCUAACAGCUGCUUCUUCUGCACAGCAAAUGUGUGCUUCAUACCCCGUCAUUGCGGAAGCAACGUUGCUUCUUUGUAAAAUCCUCUUUUGACAUUGUAGCGCUUCAGGUUUGAAGCUGUGAACAUUUAAACCGCACUUUGGAAAACUGGCUGAUAUCGAACCAACAUUCGCACUAAACUAUCAUAUGAUGUGACACGUGGGACUCUGUUGAGGUUAGAAGGUCCAGUUGAAGGGCACAGCAGUUUAAAUGCAGUGUGAAAGUAAACCCAUAUCUGCUUUCUAAUAGCAGGUAGUCAAAUACCGACGCCUUUUUCCCCCAAUGUCACGUGAAAACGCUAAGUGUAAUUUUACGUGACAUACAAACAAGCUCUGUCACUUGUACAGACUCCAUAGCCGUUCAAGGGUCAAAACUAACUCGCGACGUUUACUUGUAUGAAUGAAUUGUUCUAUGAAGAUGUGUCAAUUUUAUCUAAGGCUGAAUCUUUUGUAAAGUUUGAGAAGAAGAAAAAGACAAAUUGAGUUUCACAUGAUACUGAACCACCGCCUACUUGCUGUGGCCUACGUUUAGUGAUGUUUGAACCCUUUAUCGUAUUCCCUGCAUAUCUCCACAAAGUGGUUAGUGUUGUUUAGUGUUUCGACAAAUGUAGGUUUCUUGUUGUGUGUCUGUAUUUAGCAGAAGGCCAUGUCAAAGCAUUGACAUUUGACACCUCGGGGGAUGAGACUUGUGUACACACACUCACAGAAACAUACAGUACAUACAAACAGGGCAUUAAGGUCUAACAAUUUCCAAAUGUGGAAAUCUAAACAGAAUUAAAUCAUACCCCAUGGGUACAAACAUCCAUCUCUGUCAUAUGCAGAGUUUGAUACACUGUGUACAUGCAAUACGUUUGCUCUUUGUGUUGUUAUUCCACUAUAAAUCUACAUGCUGCUAUUGACUCUCUGCCACUGGACCGUGUUGCAUGAUGAAGGGAGAACUGAAUGUAGUCAUUUGAACUCUUAAACUUUGUUGAAUUUUGUAUUUCAUUGCACAUUUGUAUGUCAUGGUUUGAUACCUGUAAAUGCUGACCGGUCAACAUGACCAUGUAUUAACUUUGAAAACAUGAAUACCAAAUAAAUCUUGCUGUUAGCUGUUUGA
Notolabrus celidotus (New Zealand spotty) is the source of this 2900-nucleotide messenger RNA. It is a transcript of the gene ptger4c, whose product is annotated as prostaglandin E receptor 4 (subtype EP4) c. NCBI's taxonomy places the organism in Eukaryota, Metazoa, Chordata, Actinopteri, Labriformes, Labridae. Gene Ontology annotation, molecular function: prostaglandin E receptor activity. The record is from RefSeq and is a predicted model, not a curated record. The transcript has 2 exons. Gene Ontology annotation, cellular component: plasma membrane. Gene Ontology annotation, biological process: cellular response to prostaglandin E stimulus; adenylate cyclase-activating G protein-coupled receptor signaling pathway; positive regulation of cytosolic calcium ion concentration. The coding region runs from base 263 to 1720 and encodes 485 amino acids.